This is a messenger RNA of Pelobates cultripes (western spadefoot toad), 288 nucleotides long. The record is from the annotation of a GenBank genome assembly. NCBI's taxonomy places the organism in Eukaryota, Metazoa, Chordata, Amphibia, Anura, Pelobatidae.
AUGAUCAUGUCUAAUUUCCUCCUUUUUAACCGAGGAUGCCGAAAGAUUGAAAGCCUGUUCAAUGAACUACCCCCCCCAGAAUGCACCUUUAGUCGGGUGACGUCAUAUUUCGGCGACGUACGCGACUACCGGAAUUAUCAGCAAUACCAGGACUACAUAUCCCGUCAGCCCCUGCAAGCUGCUUUGCGUCACUUCCGGUCGACGCACGCCACCUGCCGGAAGCAGGAAGAGUGCACACACCGGAAUAAAAUGGAAUUAAUCAACGCCCUAUAUAAGGAUUUGAACUGA